UAUAGAGCGCGUCGAACCGCGCAGCUCUCAGAAGACGUUAACCGGAGAAACGGGACCAGCGCUAGUUCUCCUGCUUGUUGUCGGACUGUACCGGGACACACACGACCCACCGCCCGCCGGAGGAACACCGACUCACGGCCCGGUUGGAAACAGCUCGGCAACGCUGCCACGACUUGUUUAUUUUAACCCUAAAACACAAAAAAAGGACAAACAUGCUCAACAUCUGCCUCGUGCUGGUUUUAUCUGCCUCCGUUCUCUCGGAGUCGGUCAGGGAGACGGAGACCUGGAUGCCCAUGAGGACCACGCAGACCGCCGCCAUGUCCACGCGCCACGACCACCCCGAGUCGUCGGGAGACUCUCCCAACGGCUCCGACUUCGGCUUCACGGACGCCGAAGACGCCAAGAACGACUACGACGCCGAAGACGACGAUGACGACGAGGAAGAGGAGGACACCGACUACUACCCGACACGCUGUAGACGAAGAGGACGAGUUCUCCGGGUCCGGCCACGGAGCAACGACCGCGUCGCCGGCUCGAGGCGCCGCGCCGCCCGCCGAGCCCGAAGUCAACGACAACAAGAUCCCGGAGCGUCCGGUGCCGACCGACGAGGUGGACCUGGUCCAGAACCGCAACGAGAUCCCCCCGCUGAAGAAGGCGGAGCCUGUGGAGGAGCACCCGUCCAACGUCCUCAUGUCCCACGCCAGCGAGGACAGCAUCUUCAACAAGACGGAGGUCCUGGCAGCUCUGAUCGCGGGGCGGCGCCGUCGGCCUGAUGUUCGCCGUGCUCCUCAUCCUCCUCCUCAUCUACCGCAUGAAGAAGAAGGACGAGGGCAGCUACGACUUGGGGAAGAAGCCCAUCUACAAGAAGGCCCCACACCACAGAGAUCUACGCAUAGACCCCCCCCACACACACACACACACACACACACACACACACACACACACACACACACACACACACACACACCUCACUCCCUUAACCCUUAAAAACCCAAUCGGGGCAUCACAGUGCCUCAUCUUCAUCUUCAUCGUACCUCCUCCUCCUCACUUUUCUUCAUUGGUUUGACGACGCUUCGGGGGAGGAGCCCCGACAGCGCGAUUGACUGACUCCUCCCACCUUGUUUGUUGGCGCUCUCUCGACCAAUCGGAGGGCUCCGCCGGUCCUCUCAGCCCUUUCUCUUUUGGUUUUGUCAAACAAAAAAAAACGGGGAGCGACCGGGCAGUGGCCGGUUUCUUUUGUUUUGUGUUUUGAAAUGUUAUUAAUUUGUCCCCAUGUGAAGAAAGAAAACAAACAGAACUUACACGUGAGGCCCCGCCCCCCCCCCCCCCCCCCCCCCCCCCCCUCCCCCACCCCCCCCCCCCCCCCCCCCCCCCCCCCCCAGUUAAAACACUAACGCUGUGCAAUGACGUCUCGGUCAAGUCGGUUAUUUAUUGUCAGUUCUUCCUCACUGUAGAAAAAUUACUUUUAUUAGAUCUUUUUUCUUUUAAAGAACUCCUUGUAACGCAGAGAGAUUUCAUUUAUUUUCUUUUUAUUAUUAAAGUCUUUGAAAAAAUAAUCUACUGGAACAUCCGUUGGAGCCGAUGUUGAUGAUUCACCAGAUUUAGUUAGAGGCUAAAAGUUUAUUAAAAAGGACUUUAGUCUUUUCAACCUUCUGGCAUGUUUUGUACCUCCUCACGCCAGUCUGGCUCAAAGCUCCUGAUCAGUCAGCUAAACUAAUACUGUAUGACCCAGGUCACACACACACACACACACACACACACACACACACACACACACACACACACACACACACGGUUGCAUUGCUGUGUUUUUCCCUGGAGGAUGUUUUACCAUGAUGAUAAUCACCGCUGAGCCUCCAGGGUUUGUUUUCUGUUAUUGUGGUGAACUCGACUGAGUCAAACCAACAUGCUCCUACAGGGUGACACGCCUACAUUCCUCACACACACACACACACACACACACACACACACACACACACACACCAUUACAACUGAAGCUGCUGACCCCCUUUAAAGGAAUAGUUUGGUGGAGCGUUGAGACGAUCGAUACCUCUCUUAUUAUCUGUGAUUUAAAUAUGACGCUACAGCCAACCGAUGGUUAGCUUAGCAUAAAGACGGGAAACUCAUGGACACCGUUAGCUUGUCUUUGUCCAACGUCUCAAGGUCGCAGUUGGAUCGCGUUAAAGAUCCCGUACGCUGACGAUGUGACGCUUCAGCCAACACAUGUUUCUGGUACUUCAGAUUGAUUCCAUCAUACGUUUACGACACGUCGUGAACUCACCGUGUGAACCGGGGAGCCACUUUGUCUCCUUCUGCGCGGCUAGCAGUUUCCCUCCGUUUCCAGUCUCUGUGCUAAGCUAAGCGGCUUCGGCCCUCAUGAAACAAACCGCGCGUUACUUCUGCCUCCUCCUGUCUGUGAAGCUCAUCAGUAGCUUGUUUUAGAACAUUUAUGUUUAAUGAAUGAAAUGAAAAAUACAUUUUUUAAGCUCUGUGAUCGGAGAAACUGGUAGUUUUGGUACGUUCUGUUUUUUGGUUCUCCCGUCCCGGGGGUUUGAUUGGUUCUCCCGUCCCGGGGGUUUGAUUGGUUCUCCCGUCCCGGGGGUUUGAUGCUCCUCGAUAAGCUACCCUGACAUCAGGGUCCGCGCUCACAUUUCAGACGUGUAAAUAGUCCUCCAAACGCACCGUGAACUUGGUACUUCGCCACUUCCUGGCAACGACGAAUAUCUACCAAAUAUUUAAAUGCCAAAUUAUUAUUUGUUUUUUGUUUUCCCCAUCGACAGAAAUGUUCAUGUGACUUCCUGUAAAUGAGAAAUGUUUUGAUACUACGCUAAUACUAACUCCUCAUUGAUCACAAGUGUUUCUUCCAGUAGAGCAACAUGUUCCUAUUAUUGAUAUUAUUAUUAUUUUUUAAUUUAACUGUCAAAUUAUUUUAUUGCCUUUCAGGUUGGGGUGUUCCCCCCCUUUUUUUAAGCUGUUGUGUAUAUGAGAUUUUUCAGAGGCAAAUAGUUUUGAAACUUUAUUUUGUAAGAGUUUCUAUUAUUUUUUUUUUUUAAAUUUUGUAGACUUUUUAAAAAAAAUAUUUGUUGUUGCUUGUUUUUUGUAUUUAUGCCGUUUGUUAGAAGGAUCGCUCACGUGGUCGGCGUUCAGGUGACGAGCCGGCCGAAGCAGACCGGGUCUCCACAUGGUUCUGGGUCUUUGGGGCAAAGAAACAUGUAUUUUAAAAUUCAAGGUCUCGAACAUCUGUGUCUUUGGAGGGAGAGAAUGUUCUCCGGGUUCUCCGGGUUCUCCGGUCUGUGGAGUGGAAUGCGGGAGAAACAAACGUAUGUUCUGCUGCUUAGUGUCUCAAACACCACGAGGGGUCAAUGAAUCAUUGGCCGUGCAGGUUCUGAUUUAUUAUUGGAAAUAAAGCUAUUUUUAUGCACAUUAAA
Molecule: messenger RNA, 3428 nt
Organism: Cyclopterus lumpus (lumpfish)
Lineage: Eukaryota; Metazoa; Chordata; Actinopteri; Perciformes; Cyclopteridae
Gene: sdc4
Product: syndecan 4
Exons: 5
Coding region: 213-773 (186 amino acids)
Source: RefSeq, a predicted model, not a curated record